This is a messenger RNA of Dissoconium aciculare CBS 342.82, 432 nucleotides long. Its product is annotated as ribosomal protein S9. Gene Ontology annotation, biological process: translation; maturation of SSU-rRNA from tricistronic rRNA transcript (SSU-rRNA, 5.8S rRNA, LSU-rRNA). The transcript is spliced from 3 exons. Gene Ontology annotation, cellular component: ribosome; cytosolic small ribosomal subunit. Gene Ontology annotation, molecular function: structural constituent of ribosome; RNA binding. The record is from RefSeq and is a predicted model, not a curated record. Bases 1 to 432 code for a protein of 143 amino acids. NCBI's taxonomy places the organism in Eukaryota, Fungi, Ascomycota, Dothideomycetes, Mycosphaerellales, Dissoconiaceae.
AUGUCGACUGUCCAGAGUGUUCAGUGCUUCGGCAAGAAGAAGACCGCCACUGCGGUUGCCCAUUGCAAGCAGGGCAAGGGUCUCAUCAAGGUCAAUGGCCGACCGCUCUCCCUGGUUGAGCCUGCGAUCCUCCGAUUCAAGGUCUACGAGCCCAUCCUCAUCCUCGGCCUCGACAAAUUCGCCGGUGUCGACAUCCGCGUCCGUGUCAGCGGUGGUGGUCACACUUCGCAAGUCUACGCUAUCCGACAAGCCAUCUCCAAGAGCAUCAUCGCCUACUACCAGAAGUUUGUCGAUGAGCACAGCAAGAACCAGCUCAAGCAGGCUCUCGUGACCUACGACCGUACCCUUCUCGUUGCCGACAACCGACGAUGUGAGCCCAAGAAGUUCGGUGGUCCAGGUGCUCGUGCCCGCUACCAGAAGUCUUACCGAUAA